Messenger RNA from Pocillopora meandrina, 3587 nucleotides. Lineage: Eukaryota; Metazoa; Cnidaria; Anthozoa; Scleractinia; Pocilloporidae. The record is from the annotation of a GenBank genome assembly.
AUGAGUUUGGAGAUGGAUCUAGAUUUCUUUGUUAUGUUCUCAUCUAUGGCAUCUGUUGUUGGAAUCGUGGCAUCUUCGUCAUACUCAGGCUGUAAUGCUUUCCAAGAUUCUCUUGCCCAGUAUCGAAGACAGGUACUCGGUUUGCCCGGACUUUCGAUAAAUUGGGGACCAAUCAGUGGAGCUGGUGUUAUGCAACGGCAGAGUAAUAUUGCAAAAUUGAUGGCAGUUGGAGGACUGGGCUUCAUAAACGCCAGAGAUGGUAAAUAUGAUUUUUGUAACACGCUAAUGGUGGUUUUGUAUAUGAAUUUGAUUAUUCUCAUGGGUAAUAAUUAAUGGAUUUAAAAGACAAAAAAAUUAUAUCGUUUAAAAUAGUGAAAGCAGAUGAAAAUGAACAUGGCUUUUCAUAUAGUUUGUAAGAGAAUAGUUGCGUCCCUGCUCUUGAUGCUACAAGGUAAGCCGAGGAAGAGAAAUGAGCGUUUUACAAGCGUAGAUGAAGAAGCGGUUCACUCCGGGUAACAUUAGUUUAAGAUCGGCAGCUGACGGUUUUCAGCCAGUAGACGACAUUCUUUACUUAUCAAAACGUAAGCCACGUACUGGAAUUUUUCUCAAAGUACCCAGUCUUACCUAUUUCCCCUGUAUGAAAGGUGACUGCUUUUUGUACCUUAAGAGAAAAAUUGUUCAUCAGUAGUUUCCAUGGAAGAUUUUCGAUUACUUUUCAGGAGUCAAUCUGAUGGCCAAGGUUUUGACCGAGGAGCCGAGCCGUUUCCAAAUCUCUUUAUUUGGUGUGGACUGGCUUCGGUAUAUUAACAGUAAUACCGGACUACAAAAUACGCCCCGACUCUCAAUGUUCACCUCAGAAAUCAGUGUUUCUGAGAGCCAAACUAACACAGCAGAGUCUUUACUGCAAAGAAUUCGGUUAGAGAAGGACCCAGAUAAGAAAGACGAACUUAUCGUUGAGUAUGUUCGCAUCUCGGUUGCGGAAUUGACAGGCAGUUCAUCGCUUUCAGAGACGGAUCUAAACAAAAGCUUGUAUAGCUAUGGUAUUGACUCCACUGCAGCUUUGACUCUGAAGAUGCUGCUUGAGUCAAACUUGCAGGUCUCUUUUUUGAGGUGUGUAUGUCAUUAGAUAACUGAAAAACAAUGAAUUUGUAAUUUUCCCAGCUGGUGCAUUUAAGAAAGUCCCGUUGGAAUAUCCUUAUACGUAUCUUGUAACCAAAAUUUCUUUUAGUUUGCAUAGCAGCAUUGUUCUAGGAAAUACUCCAAUUAAGAACAAUUCAUUCGAUUCAAUUGAGAGACGAUUCUCUUGAACCAUCGAUACUACUAAAUACACCCCUAUAUACCCAUAUAAGGAUCAUGCCCUCAUGUGUGUGGAUGGUUUAAUGGAAUUAAAAGUUUCUAUAAUCAUUCUUCGUACCUGGAAAUAGUGAAUAUUUAAUCAAAUUUAAACGUACGGUAGUGAAUUAUGUUCAAUCGAAACGUCGAUGCAUGUUAAACGUUUGAAACUCUUGUCUUUAGGUUUACUACUUCAUGCAGCCUGAUACUACUACACUAAAAAUGGCCAGGGACAUCAGUGCCAGGCUUCGUGGAAAAGCAAGCAGCCCGCAGAAUAGCGAGAGCCAAGAAAGUGCACCCGGACAAACUCAGUCAUCGGAGGAAACAAAUACUUCAGACAUGCCGUCCAAGAAGGAGGUUCAAGUCUUACCUCUUUACACUCCUGAGGGAUCAGCAAUAAAGUUCUUCUGUGUUCACCCUUCACAUCGCUACGCGUUGAAUUUGGUUCCCAUUUCUACCGGAUUUCAAGGACAGGUGCGUAUCUGACCGUUAUAGAAUUGAUUUAGCCCCUCAGCCAAUGACAUAAACAUCAUUUCAACAUCUUUUUUUUAUCAAUCACUUUACAUUUAGUUGUACAGCCAAAGAAAUAUUUUGCUGUCGUUGUUAUAGUUUCAAGGUAAUGUGAAUCCUGUGGUGACCAUAAGGCCGAGGUCGCUUCCCAACCCAGAUCUUAGAAGAUCUUGAAGUUUUAAGUAUCUGACUCUUUAGUAUUCCUCGCUUGACCCGGUAGCGAAAGGGGCUAAACAAUUAUUUGACGCAGUUUACAGGGGUCACAUAUUCUGGAGAUGAUAAUGAUUUCUUCUCCUCCGGAUCAACUCAUAUUCUUUAAACUUCGUUGAUUUGCGCUUUCUCUUGCCCUUUAUAAAAGUACACGUCAGAGGUUUCAAACACUUUCAUCGUGUGGCUCGCAUCUUUUAUUCGUCUUUACUAGGACUUAGUAUCCUUUUAUGCUCUGGGCUUUACUGAUCCUACGGUCAUCAGUGAGGACUGGGGUGGAGUGCGUGAGCUUGCCGCUCAUUACGUUCAGCUGAUCACCAACGAACAGCGCCAUGGACCGUACUUUCUCGGGGGAUAUUCAUAUGGAGGACUUGUAGCGUACGAAAUGGCUUCCCUGUUAACAGAACAGAAUCAUCGGGUGGAGUUCCUUGUAAUGAUUGACACAUUUCCUUGGUCACUGCGUUCACGGACCAUAACCACUCGGUUAUUUUCCGCGAAGGAAGACGGAUGGUUGCCAUCGCGACAUGUUCAGGUUUGUUAAACAUUUCAAAGUUCUGUAAAUCUUUUAUAUUGUUUUAAAUUGUUUUUCAUUGAAACAAGAAAUACCUCACUCAUAGACAUCUUCAUAAAGGAAAUGAAUAAAUUUUAGGAUUUUUGUCCUUAAUUGAGGAUUUGUGGACAUAUUGUAUUACCCAUGCCUCAUCUGGUGAUUUUAUGUUUAGUGUGACUCUUCCGAUUUCUUUGUUCGUGAACUCUGCGUAAGGAAUGCUUUUUCAAGGAAUCAUGAUUUAUACGGGUGAAUUUCAAAUUCGUAGAGAACAAUAAAACAUUAUUUGACGAAACCAAAAAGUAAGGUAAAACAGAGAAAUUUUCUCCACGGUGUUUAGAGAAUAAUCCAGGCGUACUUGUUAACCACCCGUUCCAAUCGGUGUACCACUUUUUUAGGAGGCUUUAUCUGUUCCUAUUCUAAUAUUUUAGUGCCCAAGAAAAAAUAACAGAUUCUGUCAAUCUCUCUAUUCAGCUCCAAUUCGAAAGCUACUUGGAAAAGCUUGCAGUAGACUCCCUAAAGAUGAAUGUUGACGAAUAUAAACAAAUUAGAGAUACACAUACUCAAGACUGGAUCAUUGAUGAGUUGCAGAAAAGAAGCCUUACGAAAGGUCUUACCACCUACAAUUUAAGGACCCUAAGAGAAGCUCUUCUGAGGAAUCAAACCUUUGCCAAUAGGACGCAUCAAGAAUGGCAGCCUGCUGAGGUAAGAGGCACCCUUACUGAAUGCCGAUAUCCAUAUAAUCGUGUUUUAAGGGGCAAGUUGUCCAAAUGCCCUUUGGUCAACAAGAAGAAUAUUAAACCAUGAGACAUUAUCAAUUUAUUGGAAACAUACUAAGUAUUGGUAAAUAACUUAAGUAAACUUUUUCAUGCUUUAUGUUUAAUAGGUUCGCUAUCGAGGUCCUCUCACAUUCCUCAGAUGUCAGAACAGCAGAUUUUUCCCCGUAAUCCCACAUCACGGGGCAUCGGGGAAGAAUGGAGUCAGUUGGUAG